CGGCAGUGAGUAUGUGUGUGACGGACCCCGAGUCGUCUGCGGCCGGGGGACCCCUUCCCGCCCUCCGCCUCGCCCGCUGGGCUGUGGAACUAGCGCGCGUCCCCCCUGUGUCCCUCACUCGUGGCGGGGCUCGGCUCGUGGCCUCUCAGUCGAGCUCUGCUCCACGCGACUCCGCGGACCGGCUGGGGUGUCCGCUUCUCCCUGCCCCUCCAAGGCCUGAGGCCGUGGUUCAAAAAUGGCUGGGCGCCCAUGGCCUCGCAUCAAGGUUGCUGACUUUCCAUGAUGUUUGGUGGUUAUGAGACCAUAGAAGCAUAUGAAGAUGACCUUUAUCGUGAAGAGUCAUCUAGUGAACUGAGUGUUGAUAGUGAGGUGGAAUUUCAGCUCUACAGCCAAGUUCAUUAUGCCCAAGAUCUUGAUAAUGUCAUCAAAGAGGAAGAACAUGAAGAGAAGAACUCUGGGAAUUCUGAAUCAUUCAGUAGUAAACCAAAUCAGAAGAACUUAAUUAUCCUUUCAGAUAGUGAGGUCAUCCAGCUAUCAGAUGGGUCAGAGGUCAUCACACUGUCUGAUGAAGAUAGUAUUUAUAAAUGUAAAAGAAAGAAUUUUAGAGUCCAUGCAGAAGAAAAGACCCAAGGUCCUCCUGCUUUUCUUCAUUCUAAUGAGUUGGCAGAUAAGAAAUGCAAGAGGGAUAUUGAGAAGACUAAACCUGGAGAGAGAUCAGGUACAAUCCAAGAGGUCAUGAUUAUAGAGGUCAGUUCAAGUGAAGAGGAAGAGAGCACCAUUUCAGAAAGCGAUAAUGUGGAAAGCUGGAUGCUGCUGGGAUGUGAAGUUGAUGAUAAAGAUGACGAUAUCCUUCUCAAUCUUGUGGGGUGUGAAAAGUCUGUUAAUGAAGGAGAAGAUGGUGUAAACUGGUUCAUCAGUGACAAAGACGUUGAGGCACAGAUAGGUAAAAAAAGAACAUCUGGAAGAUGGACCCACCGAUACUAUUCAGUCAACAAAAACGUUACCUGUAGAAAUUGUGACAAAUGUGGCCAUUUGUCAAAAAACUGCCCCUUUCCACAAAAAGUCCGCUCCUGCUGCCUCUGCUCCGAGAGAGGACACCUCCAGUAUGCCUGUCCGGCCCGCUUUUGCUUUGACUGUUCUUUGCCUAUGUCUUCUACUCACAGAUGUCUUGAAAGACCUUCCUGGAGAAAACGGUGUGACAGAUGUGAUAUGAUAGGCCACUAUGCUGAUGCUUGCCCAGAAAUCUGGAGGCAGUAUCACCUAACGACCAAACCUGGACCACCCAAAAAGCCAAAGACCCCUUCUGGACAAUCAGCCUUAGUGUAUUGCUACAACUGCGGACAAGAAGGCCAUUACGGACAUGAAUGUACAGAAAGACGAAUGUUUAACCAGACCUUUCCAACAUCUCCAUUCAUCUACUACUAUGAUGACAAAUACGAAAUCCGGGAGAGAGAUCAGAGAAUAAAACGAAAAGUGAAAGAACUCCAGAAGAAUGGGGACUUUCCAAGGCAGUUCAAGAGGCCUCAUAUGGAAGCAGCAGAUAAGAGGCCCCACCGUGAUAUGAGGAAGAGCCAUGCCUCAUGGAGAAAUAACACAUGGCCUCAAGAAAAGAAAGAAACCCAAAAAGAAGCCAUGAACAGGACCAGCAGAGAGCGUGAGAAGCACAGGAAGGCUGACAGGUGUCAUGAAGUGGAUGAGGACUACCCCAGGGGCCCCAGAGUCCACUCUUCUCCUGGCACUGUCAAAACCCAGAAGCCUCACAAGCCCUUUCACCACUCAUCGCAUUACCACAAGCCAAGAGAAGACAGGCUGCCCAGAGAGGGCAGGAGGGUCAGGCAUAAGAAAAAGGAGAGCUGUUGGGAGGAUGAUGGCAAUGAUAAUUUAUUUCUCAUUAAGCAGAGGAAAAAAAAAGUCUAAGCUGUGAGUUAGCUUCUGAUUUGGCUUCCCAGUGUUUGGUCUUCAUGUCUACAACAUCCUGGCAAUAUUUGUAUUAUCUAUGAUUAAAUAAAAUGAGGUUUUUGUUUUUGUUUUUUUAA
Messenger RNA from Balaenoptera ricei (Rice's whale), 2036 nucleotides. RefSeq names its product zinc finger CCHC-type containing 7 (gene ZCCHC7). Gene Ontology annotation, molecular function: zinc ion binding; nucleic acid binding. The record is from RefSeq and is a predicted model, not a curated record. The transcript has 9 exons. Bases 280 to 1917 code for a protein of 545 amino acids. NCBI's taxonomy places the organism in Eukaryota, Metazoa, Chordata, Mammalia, Artiodactyla, Balaenopteridae.